AUGAAUUCAGAUUCCGAAACUGAAUAUUCUAGCUCGGAUAUCGAAGGCGAAUACGAUCUUUGCUGCCGUGAAACUGGCACAUGCGGGUUACCCUUCGAUCCUACUUCUUUAGAAAACGUGAUUUUGUCUAUUAGCGAUAAGUUCAACUUUCGCAUUAUCUUAAAUGAUAGCCGAGCAAAGAACGCUAUACUCGUAACCACUGGCCUGACGCUGGCUGGGACCUUAAUUGGCAAACAUUAUGGCGGUAAAAUUGGAGCGGCCGUUGGAGGAGCAGUAGGUGGCGUUUGUGGACUUGGGAUAGUUGCGGUAUCCAUGCGAGAUAUAUGGCAAGAUAUAAGAGAGAAGCUCUCGGAACUAUUCGACAUAGUCUACGAUUAUCUAGCUGGUCUAGGUAUAAACGAUUAUAAAAACGCUGCCAAAUUUUUAAUGCAAGAUAGUGGAACCAGUACGCAGCUUGCUAUGGUCAUUUUACAAGUUACAUCUGACGUUCUUGGGAAAAAAAUACUAUCAAGUCUGACUGCU
Brenthis ino (lesser marbled fritillary) is the source of this 522-nucleotide messenger RNA. Lineage: Eukaryota; Metazoa; Arthropoda; Insecta; Lepidoptera; Nymphalidae. The record is from the annotation of a GenBank genome assembly.